Messenger RNA from Aplysia californica (California sea hare), 5055 nucleotides. Its product is annotated as zinc finger protein 721. The record is from RefSeq and is a predicted model, not a curated record. NCBI's taxonomy places the organism in Eukaryota, Metazoa, Mollusca, Gastropoda, Aplysiida, Aplysiidae. The transcript is spliced from 2 exons. The coding region runs from base 404 to 4471 and encodes 1355 amino acids.
AUUCUAGAUUCUAAAUCUAGAUCUAGAUGUAGAUUUGUUGAGUAACAUUAACAUUAACCCAAACAAUAAUUAGGAGAGAUACCGGAAAGAAGGUAGAGACCGGACUCACGACUUCGUGAGUGUAGUGAUGUUGAUCUAAUAUCUAGAAUCUAGACUGAUCUAGUUUUGUAAGUGGCAAUGUGAACAAACACAAAUCUCAAGAGGUCUUUUCUGUAAGCUCACAUUGAACGAUUGGUGGAUUCUCCCCUCUUCCUUCGGAUGAAAUCAUUGUGUUAGGUUUUGGCUAAGAUUCUUGGUAUAUAUGGAACAAAUUGUACAGAGAAAGUGAUGACCGUGCCAGCUAGGCCAGGCUCAAUUGAAGAAAAAAAUGUGUUGAAUGUGGAGAUGAGAAAAAGGAGAGAGGAUGUUUUCGUCAGGACGUAUCAACGACAAUAUAAUGGAAAAAGAACAAACAUGCACUGAACCUUUCUGUGCUCCCGACAGAGAUGAAGAAGUAAAGCCUGGCCCUGAUGUUUUGUCUGUUGUGAAAACUGCUGGCCCCAGUUCUUCGAGGUCUUUUUCAACUUUUUGUUGCAGUGGUGAUACUGAUAGUACUGUUUGUAGUGGUAGAGAUGUAAAACCUUACAUUGGAAGUCUGGAGACUAUGGUAACAAAAGAGUUUGGUUCUAAUAUUAUGCUGGAUCUUGAAGAGGAAAGACCUGUUGUUGCUGUCAAAAAUGAAAGUUUUGAAGGAAAAAUAAUGCAUUCUAAUAAUAAUUUUGAAAUACCUGCCAAAGUAACUGGUGACAUGAUGGGUCAGACUGUCAAAAACGAAUGUAUUGAGAUUGAAGAUGAGCCUCUGUUUUUGUUUCCUGAAGAAGAAAACUUGAUAAAAACUAAAGUGAAUCCGAAAAGUGCUAAUGUUGUGAAAGACAAACUACAGUACAGACUUAUCCCUGGUCGAAGUCUGGAUGUGAAACCAAGAGUAGAGAAUUGUGAUGAUGUGGAGCAGGAAGUGUUUGAAUGGGAGGGUGGAUCUAUGUCCGAUCAUUCCAGUCAGGCUGAAGGAAUACAACUGCAAAUCUCUAAUGUGAGGAGUUUGUGUACAGAGCAGAGUUCAAACCCAGACACUGAUGCUAAUGUUUCGUCCUGUAGUUCAGCUUCAACUUUUUGGUUUUCUGCUGAUUCAACUCUGAAAUACAGUGUCACAAAUUCCGGCUCUACUGACUUGGGCAGCUGGGAUCAACAAGGCCGCAUUUUUUUCGACCAGAGUCUGCCAACCUCCGCAAACCAAGCAACACAGCUGUGCCUUAGGAACGGAAGGAACAGAGUCAGUUCUAGUUAUGUCAUUAACACAGGUGAAAUUAUAAGUAAUGGAAGAAAAGCUGACUGUGUCUUGGAAGAAACGACUGCUUCUGCUAUCCGUGACCCAGAGGAAGCGUGUGAUCUCAAUCAUGGCAAAGUGUAUGAUUAUGAUCAGGAAAUGUGCAGCAAUAGUGUGAAUAGUAUGGACCUUUCUUGCACCUGGUCUUCUGGUGUUACAGCACCUCACCUGCACUCGGAGACUUCCACUGGACUAGAUUGUGCCGCUACUCCUGUUGGACUUGAGUGUGUGAGUGACGGAAGAUUGGGUGAAGGAGAAAAGCCUUACAAAUGUGAACUUUGUGGUUCAAGGUUUGCAAAGAAUAGCCAGCUAAAGAUUCACAAGAGAACACACACAGGAGAAAAACCUUACAAGUGUGAAGUUUGUGGUGCAGCGUUUGCACGAGGUUACGACCUGAAAUGUCACAAAAGAAUACACACAGGAGAAAAACCUUAUGUGUGUGACAUCUGUGGAAUCAGGUUCUCACGGAAGGGCAGUCUUCAAAGUCACAAAAGAUCACACACCGGAAAAGGGCUAUACACGUGUGAAGUUUGUGGUUCGGGGUUUGCACAUAUUGAUGACCUGAAGCAACACAAAAUAACACACAUAGGUGAAAAGCCUUCGGAUUACAAGUGUGAAAUCUGUGAAGUUGACUUUUUACAGAAGAGCACUCUAGAAACUCACAAAAGAACAUGUACACACACUGGAGAAAAGCUUUUCAAAUGUGGAAUUUGUGGUUCAGGGUUUGCAUACAUGAGCCAGCUAAUGAUUCAUAAAGGAGCACAUGCUAGAGAAAAGCCUUACAAAUGUGAAGUAUGUGGUUCAGAGUUUGUGUACAAUAGCCAACUAAUUGUUCACAGAAGAAAACACACUGGAGAAAAACCUUAUGAGUGUGACGUUUGUGGCUCAAGGUUUGCAGAAAGUUGCAAUCUAAAGAGUCACAAAAGAAUACACACUGGAGAAAAGCCUUAUAGAUGUGAAGUUUGUGGUUUAGGGUUUGCGUACAGUAAUGUCCUGAAGCGACACAAAAGAAAACACACAGGAGAAAAGCCGUAUCAGUGUGAAAUCUGUGGAAUUGGGUUUUCACUAUGGGGCAGUCUGCAAGGUCACAAAAGAACACACACUGGAGAAAAACCUUACAAGUGUGAAGUUUGUGGUUUAGGGUUUACGCAUACUAACAGCCUGAAGCGACACAAAAGAAUCAGUAGUGGUUGUGUUGUUGACGCAAGUCAAAUUAUAAGUAGUCGGAGAAAAGCUGAUUGUGUCUUGGAAGAAACAACUUCUUCUGUUAACCAUGACCCAGAGGGAGCAUGUGAUCUCAAUCAUGGCAAAGCAUAUGAUCAGGAAAUGUGCAGCAAUAGUGUGAAUGACAAUUAUGUUGGCCAGAAGUCAAAAGAUUGCACUUCUGCACGGAUGAUGAUAAUGGCAAAUACAAGUGUGGACCUUUCUUGCACACAGUCUUCUGGUGUUACAGCACCUCAUCUGCACACAGAGACUUCCACUGGACAAGAUAGUGCCGCUACUCCUGUUGGACUUGAGUGUGGGAGUGACGGAAGAUUGGGUGAAGGAGAAAAGCCUUACAAAUGUGAACUUUGUGGUUCAAGGUUUGCAAAGAAUAGCCAGCUAAAGAUUCACAAGAGAACACACACAACAGAAAAACCUUACAAGUGUGAAGUUUGUUGUUCAUUGUUUACGCGUAGUUACGACCUGAAGUGUCACAAAAGAAUACACACAGGAGAAAAAGCUUACAAGUGUGAAAUCUGUGGGGUCAGGUUCUCAUGGAGGAGCAGUCUUCAAACUCACAAAAGAACACACACUGGAGAAAAGCCUUACAAGUGUGAAGUUUGUGGUUUAGGGUUUGCAUCGAGUGGCCAAUUAAAGAGUCACAAAAUAACACACACAGGAGAAAACCCUUUCAAGUGUGAAAUCUGUGGAGUUGGGUUCUUAUGGAAGAGCUCUCUACAAGUUCACAAAAGAACACACACUGGAGAAAAACCAUACAAGUGUGAAGUUUGCGGAUCAGGGUUUGCAUGUAGUUAUGACCUGAAGUGUCACAAAAGAACACACACAGGAGAUAAAUCUUUCAAGUGUGAAAUCUGUGGACUUGAGUUCUCACGGAAGAGCAGUCUACAGAUUCACAGACUAAUUCACAUUGGAAAAAAGCCUUACAAGUGUAAAGUUUGUGGUUUGGGGUUUGCACAUAUUGACGACCUGAAGCAACACAAAAGAACACACAUAGAUAAAAAGCCUCCCAAUUACAAGUGUGAAAUCUGUGAAGUUGAUUUCUUACAGAAGAGCACUCUAGAAAUUCACCAAAGAACAUUUAUACACACAGGAGAAAAGCUUUUCAAAUGUGGAAUUUGUGGUUCAGGGUUUGCAUAUAUGAGCCAGCUAAUGGUUCACAAAAAAACACACACUGGAGAAAAGCCUUACAAGUGCGAAUUUUGUGGUUCAGGGUUUGCAUACAACAGUAGGCUAAUUGUGCACAAAAGAAAACACACUGGAGAAAAGCCUUACGAAUGUGAUGUUUGCGGCUCAAAGUUUACAGAGAACGGCAACCUAAAGAAUCACAAAAGAAUACACACUGGAGAAAAACCUUACAAGUGUGAAGUGUGUGGUUCAGGGUUUGCACAGGCCUUCAACCUAAGGAUGCACCAAAGAUCACACACUGGAGAAAAGCCUUACGAAUGUGAUGUUUGUGGCUCGAGAUUUGCAGACAGUUGCAAUCUAAAGAGUCACAAAAGAAUACACACUGGAGAAAAGCCUUAUAGAUGUGAAGUUUGUGGUUUAGGGUUUGCGUACAGUAAUGUCCUGAAACGACACAAAAGAAGACACACAGGAGAAAAGCCUUACCAGUGUGAAAUCUGUGGAGUUGGGUUUUCACUGUGGGGCAGUCUGGAAAGUCACAAAGGUACGCACACUGGAGAAAAACCUUACAAGUGUGAAGUUUGUGGUCUAGGAUUUGCACGUAAAAGGGACCUGAAGCUACACAAGAGAACACACACUGGAGAAAGGCCUUACAAAUGUGAAGUUUGUGGUUUACAGUUUUCAGUUAAUCGCUACCUGAAGAGACACGAAAGAACACACAAACACGAGAAAAACCCUUCUCCUGAAAAGCCUUUGGUGUAAGGAAAGAUAAACAGUUAUAGUCUGUUUGAACAAAGACAGUUGUAAUACAUGUAGCAGAAAAUCUUUCUAGUCUUGUGUGAAGUUGGAGAUACAGUCUGCACACAGUAAUGGCUUAGAAAGUUGCAGAAUAUGUAGAAUUCUAAGAAAACCUUUACAAGUGUGAAGAUUGUGAGUGUGUGUGUGUGUGUGUGUGUGUGUGUGUGUGUGUGUGUGUGUGUGUGUGUGUGUGUGUAGGGGAGGUUAGCAACCUUCAGAGUCACAAAAGAAUACAUUAGAGAAAUCUUUACUUUUCAAAUAUGUAGGAAACUUGUCAAACACUGUUUAAUUAGAUUACUGGUACCCCAUGACAGAGACAUGAAAUUAGAAAAAAAGGAAAGUCGAAUCGAAGAGGUUUUGGUAAUGGCAGUUGACAGUGCGAUCAAACCUCGUUAUUAUACUGCCUACCUCAGCACGAGCAAAAAGUUAACGGUACAGCAGGGCUGACAGUACAGUAUGACGAGAUAUCACUGAUUACCACUAUAAUGUGCUAUUUAUUAUUAUUAAUAUUACUGUCCCCAUAGGAUUAUGCGAUUGUGCGGCCGCGU